CGCCCGCCUCGCCCCGGCGGGGGCACCCCACGCCCGUACCUGACCAUGACCCCGCGCCGGUCCCCGCUGGGCCAUCCCGGCAUCUCCUGCUGAAGGGACCGGCUGCUUUCCGACCUCCACCGCCCCCCCACCUUCUCCGCCUACUCGCUGGUGAGGCUGCCGCCUCUCCCCGGAGCCCCGCCGGAGUGAUGGGCUGCAUCGGAUCCCGCACCGUGGGAAAUGAGGUGAUUGCAGUAGACUGGAAGGGACUGAAAGAUGUGGACCAAAUCAAUAUGGACAGCACGAGUUCACUGCACGGCAGCAGCUUCCAUCGACCUUCCACUGAGCAAACACGGACAGAUUUCUCCUGGGAUGGCAUCAACCUCUCCAUGGAAGAUACGACCUCCAUCCUCCCCAAGCUGAAACGCAACUCCAAUGCUUAUGGGAUUGGGGCUUUGGCUAAAUCAUCUUUCUCUGGGAUAUCUCGCAGCAUGAAGGACCAUGUCACAAAGCCAACAGCAAUGGGCCAAGGCCGUGUGGCUCACAUGAUUGAGUGGCAAGGCUGGGGCAAAGCCAACAGCCAGCAGCAGCAGCACACGCACGAGACAGCGCGCAAAGACGCCGACGCCUACUCAGACCUGAGUGAUGGGGAGAAGGAGGCCCGGUUCCUUGCAGGAGUGAUGGAGCAGUUUGCUAUUUCUGAAGCAACUCUCAUGGCCUGGUCCUCCAUGGAUGGUGAGGAUGUGAGUGUAAACUCAAAUCAGGACAACCCAGCAAGCAACUACUCUGAGAACUAUCAGGAGCUGAUGGAGAGCCAAGAGCAUAUGGCCCAGACGCAGUAUGAUAGCUGGCCUCAUUCCUACGUCUCACAGGGCAUGUAUUGCUUAGGUUCAUCUGAUGCCUGGGAGGCCAGUGACCAGUCCCUCAUCGCUUCCCCAGCAACUGGCUCCUACUUAGGCCAGAAUUUUGAUGAGUCCCAGACAAACCUUCAGGAAAGCAUUUUGCUUCAGAGCAGCUUUCUCCAGCAGCAACAGCUGCAGCAACAGCGGCAGGAGCAGAACUUCAUCCAGAGCACGGGGCUGGUCCACGUGUGGCCCCUGCAGACUGCUCAGAGUGGGGGUGGAGCUGAGUCCAGCACAUACAUGGAGGACCACAUUGAGGAUGAAGGGAACCCACGGCUGGAGAAGGCUCCUCUCCUGAACAAGAAGCCCUCUCCAGAGGAGGAUGAUGCAGUGUGCCGGGACCUGGAAUCUCUAUCUCCUCGAGAGGAGAUGGAACAUGCUGCACUGAGCCGCAAAGUCUCAGAUGUCACCUCCUCUGGGGUGCAGUCCUUUGAUGAGGAAGAGGGAGAAACAAAUAACUGAUGCUUUCUGUGAAGUUCUCAUCACUGCUGAACAAAGAGAGGGGUGGCAAGGAAUGAAAUUACAGGGAUUCUUCUCUCCAGCUCCCCAUAUUUCUGAGGAGGCACACCUUCCAUUCUUGACAUUUAAUUAUUUUUUUAAACAAGAGGAAAAUCUCAAAGUGAUUGACAUAUAAAAACCUCUUCUCCCCUCCCCCAUGGACAUAUAUUUUGGAUUUUCAUUGCUCUGGGCAACAUGUGAGGUGCUUGUAGAGGUCUGGAUUGGUAAAUAAUUUCUAAAUCUUUUUAAUACAAAGUCUUGGCUCUUGAUACAAAUUCUUCUGGUACAGGGGAUAUGGCUGAUGAGGCAGACUGGGUAUAGGGAGCGACUAUGUGGCUAGAAUUCAUCUUGGCAGAAUGGAUGGUGUUCUGUGCACAUGGUCCCCUUUGAUGGAAUAUGUGAAUAUAAACUGGUUUAAAAUGAAGAUUUGGCUUUGCAAAUAUAGAUUGCACUAGUAUUGUGUGAUUGUGACCAAUACAGACUAUAAGGCUGUAUUCGAUACAUAUUGUACUGAAAUGAAAGUUUGCUGUGUAACCAGAUCCUCAAUAGCACCUUGAUACAAAAUGGUAGGUUUCAUGGAUACAAACUGUGCUCUGUGGGCACGGGCUAUGCUGCUGUACAGAUGGUGUGGCUCUGUGGGCCAGGCUCUGCUGUGGCAUGGGGGAAUGGAUGCAGAUGUGAAUCUAACCCUGUUCUCAGAUAUUCAUGUUUUGGUUUCUUUCAUUUAUUUGUUUCUUUAUUUGACAUUUCUGCCUUCCCAGGAGCUGGCAAGAGCGGUGUGUCCUUUUGGUAUUGGGCACUGGAAGGCAGUGGAAAGGACAUUUUCAGCCUCGGAGAUAGUAAUAAAAAGCUGACUCUUGCAGGAGGCUUGAGAACAUGUCCAUCUUGGUGCUGCUGCUGCAUCUUUCUGUAUUCUCCCUUGCCAGUGGUAUGGGGAGACCCAGAGAGUAGGCAACAGAUCCAGGAACAGCGUGUACAGCUAUGAGAUCACAGAUACCCAGUUUACAUUAGAGUUUUCAGCUUUUGCUUUUUUUUUUUAACCUUUUUAUAUUGCUGGAUAAGUGUUAAUAACAGAGCAGUUAAUAAUAGGAAAGGCCUGUACUCCAGUCAUGACUUAACAGAAAUACUGUUCACUUCCCAUUUCUGCCACUCCUUCUACAGUGCCAAAUGUAGCUGGAGGAAAAGCGGUGAGAGGAAGUUUUCUCCUCCUAUUUGUCUUCUUCCUGCCUAUGUUUUCUUUUGUUUUCCCACGCCCAAGCAGUAUCAAUAAUCCUCAGUAUUUGGUCUGUUUGUUUUUCCCUCCCAUCUCUUUUUUAGGUGUGGAGAAAGCUGAUUUCAGGAGUUUUCCCUAUUUUUACGGGUUCUACAUUUUUUGUUAAAAAAACGUGGUUCAUUGACUAGGGGAAUUUGGUCUCUUGCAAUUCCUCGCCAUGUUUCUACAGACCUCCUUUUGGGAGGAAGAGGUUUUGAAAGGAAAUUGUCUCCUUUUGAGCUCUCGCCAGAAAAAAAAAACCAGAGACAAAAGCAAAAAUUGUACAAGGUUAUUGAUUUUGCUGAAGAACUGAACAGAACCAGCAGAGAUUACCCAAAUGCUGAGUUUUAAUUGCAAGACAUCUUGCAAAAAAGCAUCGGCAAAGCAUGGGUGUAAAUCAGAUGCUAAAUCUGAUGAGCUAGAGAAAUGAAUUUGCCUGGGCACUGCCAUACUGUUCCAGGGGCAACUCUUUCUCACUUACUCUGACUCAUAUCUGCUCUGUUUAAUUCAUGAUACAUUUGUUUUUUCUUUGCCUCUUCUUCAGGCUUGUUGUGUUUUUUGGAUGACAGGAGAGUGAUGCAUGCUCCUUCCCUGCUUCAGAUUUGCAGGGAAGAAUGUCUAAGGAGAAUAAAUUGUGACUGAAGUAAUACCAUCAAGUCUCAGAGUUCAGACAGCUCCUGGCAAGCAAAGCAGGUGACAUCCAGGAAUUACGAAAAGUAGGAAUGGGGCUCUCAGGUAGAACUUUACCCCACUCAGCUUUCUCCCACUUACACUGGCAGCUGCAUGAAGAGGGACUCCUCUUUCAAUAACUAAGUCGUUCCAGCAAAGUCCACUUCAAGCGGAUCUGUCUUCCCUCUCCUGCAUCUCUAAAGGAAAGACCUUUGGGAUAUUUAAGUAAGAUUGGUAAUUUGGUGUAGGUAAGAGGGAAAAGUUUUUGUGAUCAUCUUUUUUUACUCAUUUGUUUGGUCUUGCUUACAUCUCUCUAAGGAGGUAGCUCUUCUCCUGAAUGAUGACCUUUCAAUAUCUCUUCAAAGAUGUUUACACAUUCAGGUGCUAACCUCCCCUGGGCAGGAGGGUUUGAUAAAUAUGAUCUUCUAUAAUUCUUGCAGGGCCAGUGCUAGCUCAUUGUCCUGAACUGGUUUGGGUCUAGCCUUAGAGCGGGACCUAGGAAAUCACGCUAGACAGAAAAGGGAGAUGGGGCAAGUGCCAAGAGCACAUCAGCAGAUGACAAAUGAGUGUUAACCUUUUCUUAUUUCUUUUUUAAAAAUCCUUCAGGGAAACAAACAUUUGUUGGGUAUGUUUCUUUCUGGGAGAUUUGGGUGGCUUCUUGUUUUCCUCUCCAAACCAUUUUGUUCCCAUGUGCCUCUCCAGGAGCAAUCUGGAUGUUUACGGUGACUUUAGAGUAGCUUCUAAUGAUCCCUCUGUGUUGUUUACAGGACUGGGACAAGUGGGUCAGCUUGUCCAGGCCUUCUUUUUCUUUAAUAUGGACAUGUGGUACAUUUACUAAGAUGUGUGACUCAUGUCUAAAAGAUGUACAUUAUCUCCGUGGAAGACAGUGACAAGGAAUUAUCUACAUGGGAAGAAGUGUGAAAAAAAUUAACCUCUGUGGAAUGGGAUAGAGAAUUAUACCCUACUGUAUAAUUCCAUAACCUGAUCUCUAGAAACCUGUAGAUAGCCUCAUUCUCUGUGAAUACAGACUGGUUUGAACACUACUCUCUGUAAAAACUUCCAAACUUACUAAUUUUUUUUUUCAUAAAGGUCUUGACUUUCUGUGAAUAAUAAAAUUUCAGCCUUUUCCUGAAAGAAAGAAAAAGGCUAUUUUCCGUGACCUCUCCACAAUCCAAAAGAGAAAUGUAUCUGUAUUUGCUAGGAGCUUGACCAGAGAGAGCAGAUCUGCCUAUCUACACUUGUCACCUGCGUGAGCAUCCCGAGCUGAACUGGAAAGGCAGUUUGAAUCUCUUUGAAAGUGGAAAAUUGUUUGUAUAACCUUUUCUUAUGUAACAGGCCUGCUGGUUGUGUGUAUCCAAUAUUAGAGAGAGACCUGGAACCUAGUGUACGUUUCCCAGAAAAGCUGUUAUUAUGUAGAUACACCUAUUCAAGCAUAUGGGAGGCACAGGUGCUCUGUGAGUGAAAUUUGGCCUGCAAUCCUUUAUCCUGGUGAGGAGGGAUGAGUUGGAGAGAGUCCAGCCAAAUAGUCAGAGCCCAAAUUGUAUUUGUGAGGCUGAAAAUAAGACGAAAGGUAAGCUCAAUAUUCUUGAUCUGCAGUUACUAAGAAACUGAGCCUGCUGUUUGUUUCCACAAACCUUUUGUAAAGCAGAGCUGCACUACAGAAAAAUUUGGAUAUUCUUGAAGCAGUGGAGGUAGAAGAUUCUCAUCUUUUCCCCAAGCCUUUGUCUUCAAUAGUAACUUGUUGAAAUUAUUAUGCUAAACACAAAGAAAGCUUAAACACAAGUGACCCUAAUUUAAAAGCUUCCACUGCAAGAAAAUUCUCUCUUGUUCCUUUUCCCAUGAUUGCUCAUAUCUGAUUACACUAUUUCAUAAGUUGUUGGGGUUUUUUUAUAAAUCUGAAGCUUUCUUUAUAAGCCUUCUGAGUUCUCUUCAACUCCAUUACCUCAGACUCUGGGAUGGAGAAGUCAGUCUGCUCCUUUCAGUUUCUGUGCCUCUAAAUUACCAUCACCUUCUUCUGGAAAGCUGCUGACAAGUCACCCACUUGCUUUCCCCCUUAAAAACUUUAAUGUCACCUUUAGCGACAGUCUUGCAGCAAAGAACAGUUUAACCAUGCUUCUAAGCUGAUCCAAUGGUCAGCUGCUGUGAAGGAAGGCAGCCCUUUGCCCUGGCUGUGCUCACCUCCCACAACCCUUGUGCUGAUGCUGAUGCACAGUUGACCCACAGCAAACCAUGCACUUUUACCCUACUAUAAAAGUGAAGAGGGAACAGCUGUAAGCAGAGGGGGAGAUAGUGCUAUUCACAGCAGCUGGCUUUCCUUUAUAUCAGGUUAGGGAAACAGGGAAAGUGCACUUUGAAGUGGCAUCUUCAUGAUGAAUCUAAGCUGCUCGAAGGAGCUGUCAUGCCUCCUCCUUUCCGCCAGCACCAGCUGUGUACUUCUACUGCCUAAAAAGCACCAGCGCUAGCACUCAUUUGCCUGCUCAGGAACUGGUCCCAUUGAAAACUAACCCAGUCCCCUAUCAAAAUAAGGGUUUCAGUGGGAUGAACUCUUCAUAUCACUUCACUUGGUGAGGCAAGCAUCACUGAGGGCUGGUAAAAUGUGCAGAUGGUCAUGUGGAAGACUGGUUGCCAAUGCAACUUAAAUUGGCUUAAGCCAAUUGUGAAGUACCUGUCUGAAAAGAAUAAGCCCAGCUGGGGCACCAUGAAGGACAUAUUUCCCUUUCUCUCCCAUAGUGUUUUUCUUGGAAUUUCUAGUAUGCUCUUGAUUUGGUGUUUGUUGUUAUUUAUGCUCUGUUAUUUCCCUCACUAUUCCCUUCCUUUCCAAAGGCUCCUUUGAGAUAAACCCUUGCAAGGGACAGGAGGACAGGAGUAACUUGAUAGAUGCAUGGAAUUAAUAAAAUUAACAUGCAUAAAUCUUAUAUGCACUCAGUGAUUAAACUCCAUGGCAGCUAAAGGUACUGAUAAGUCUUAUCCUGUAAUUGCAAGAGGAGAGCCUUGUGCAAGAGUGAAGCACAGCUGGAGCAAGGGAGGCUUAUUCCUGUCUUUAAGCCAGUUCCAAUCUAGUGUGAGAUCCAGAAGAGCACUUCUCACCUACACAGAGUCUGUGUGUGCUGUACUGUGUACAGCAACAAUGAAAAAAUGUUAGUUGUAGCCCCAGAGAGGAGAACCAGAGAGAGGAAAUUGUUCUCUUAGUUGGACAGAGGUAUGAGGUAUGGUGGUGAGGCAAGGUAGUGUGCAACAGUACAGGCUUGUGGACAUCUGUGUGUGCUCUGUGCAAGGGCAAGGAGAAGUCUAGCUAGAGAGGGAAAGACAUCGAGAGAAAGGCUCGGGAAAAAGGUCAAGAAAAGCUAAAUGUCUUUUGUUUACACAAUUCGGGUAGGAAGCUUCAUGGCAGACUUGCUGCACAAGCUGUAAAUCCAGGAUUGUUGCAGCUUAUAGUACUCCUUAGUCCAAGCCACACUGUUUUUUCUGUAAGACAAAGUGAUAGGAAAGGGUACCUGCUAGCUUCUUUUCAUUAUCUUUGAAAAACCAUUCUCAACAUGCUUAGUUCUUCAGGGAAAUCUUAUGAGAAAUACACCAAGUAAGAACUUACUCCUUGUCCAGAUGAAGUUAAUGUGAGUUUUGUUCUCAUUGGAAACUUAAAAUACCUAAAUUCAGCUCAGUUUGCCUUAACUGAUGUAUUGAUAAUUGUCUGGAAGGAGAAACUCAAAUAAAUCCACCUCUAAAUGCUAUAGAAAGCAGAGCAACAUUGACGUAGUCUAAGCUCUUCCUUCUGAUUUCUCCCAGGUGGAAUUUCCAGUGUUUCUUGUUCAGACAACUCUGGCAUGUCUUCUAAAUUAACUUUUUGACUUUUUCUAAAAGAAAAAGAAAAAAGAGGGGGAAAAAGCUGGUGCCCUUACAUCUAGAAAAAUGUAACUAAGUAACAGUUUCAUCUUUGAUUUUCCUCCCCUGUAGCAAUCUGACAGGGAAAGAUUUCUAUGCCAUGGCUCAGGGAAAGGAAAAAUAAACAGGGGAAAUGUGAGUAAAAUAGUGCCUAUUAGAACUAAACAUAUGUGUAGGACAGACUACAGUCAUUAAAGCACAGUCUCAAAUAUGAUUGCAAGCUGUAAAGUCAAUGUCAGGUGCCUCUUUUGUAUCAUAGGCUUUUCCCAGGCUAAGUAGCGCAGGAGCAGAAGAGCUGGACUUGUGUGCCGGAUCAAUGUCUCUCUUUCUCUCAGAGUUUGUCAUGGAACCUGGAGACACUACACUCUUUCAGCAGCACAACCAGCUCCAUGAAUUGACAGGUGUAGGCAUGAAGACAAAUGGUUAUUGUGUUAACAAAUGGACAUGGACGAUUUGCACUUGGAACAUUAGGGUCUAUUUACAUCCUUGCACUGGCAUUGUUCCCCAGCAUAGGCAGAUCAAAGUGUUAUCUUUUCCUUGGAAAUGAAGAGAAGCUCUGUGAUUGUCAGUGUUGGUCUGCACAAAAGAGAAUAAAUAUGUGAUAUAUUUUUCCAGUGCAGAUACUCGUUGUUGGAAGAGGAAAAAUUUGGUCCGAGAAAGAUUAUGUUUACUAAAACUGUAAAGACUUGUUCAAGACUGUUCUCAGUGCAGAUACUAUAGAAUCACAGAAUGGUUUGGGUUGGAAGGGACCUUAAAGGUCGUCUAGUCCAACCCCUCUGCCAUGGGCAGUACUUACCUAUUGAUAAGUAGUAACUGCUGUCUUCUAGGAAGAGAGAGAUUACAGUGUUCUGUGGAUCUUCCUCAUCUCCUUUGACUGGGGACAUUUUAAAUGCCCUCUGAAACCUAGUCUUGUUUUUGCUUUCCCAUAAUGGAUCAAAUGUCCAUGCUAGCAAGACAAUAAAGGCUUUUCUCCAUUAUGUAGACAAGAUCAUGCAUGAAGAUUUGCUUCUAAUAAGAUACAGGCAUCUAGUCCAGAUUCAUUGGCCUUCUGGGUUCAUUUUCAUUGGGCAUGGAAAUCUGGUCAUGAGUUGGAGGCCAAAAGGUUAAGAACCCUCUUCCAGAGAGCCCUGCCAAGUUCCCAUGAGGCAAGUACAAGUGGAUUUCCCUUCCUUUCAGAUACUGCAUGCUUGAGCAAUGUAGCAAGCCAAAAGCUCUUUUGCAGGUAUAUAUUCUUGUUUGGCUUUAAUUUUUCUUCUCUAAUUUGUGGAUGUUGUGCAUGAUUGGAGGUCUCUGGGAAUCCCUACAUUAUAAAAUUGGGACUCAAAAUAAUUUAAUGAGGAACAGGAUUUCUCUUGUUUCGGCUCUUUUUUAGAUAUAGGUGGGUAAAGACUGAGGUUUUGGGAGGUACAAGGGUGGUGGAUGAGAGUCUCAGGGGUGGCAUGCAGAAUGGAUUCCUGAAGCAUGUAUAAAAAUAACUAAAGGCUUGGGUCUUUAAAUGUUAUAUUCUCAGUAUCUGAAACUACUUUAGCAUAAGUGUAUGGGACAAUGGAGGUUGCUGCAAAGCAAUUUUAAAGAGCUUCCCCCAAGCCUGUACACUUUGUGUAGCGGGGAGGCUGCAUGGUGAUUAUAUUUAUUCUUUCAAGCUAGUGUUUACAGAGGUGUUUGGGAAGAAAGUACUGAAUUGAAGUAAAACAAGGGAAAGGGACCCGCUAUUGAAAGCUUUCAUCCUUACCUUGUCCCACCCUAGCCCUUAAUAACUAAAAUGAGUCUGAUUUGCCUUUGGUCUUCCAGCUCCAAAACAUGUUUGCCUGAAAAUUUUUGUUGGAUAUACUUCGCAUGUUUUGAUAAUGUGACUUAUGAGAUAACACUUCUACAAAGAUAUAUAUAAAUACAUACAUGUACAACCACAUGCAUACAUGUGCACACACUACAUAUAGACUUAGAAAUUUAUAUGGCACUACACACCUCCAUGCCUGUAUGUGGCAGUAACCACAGUAAAGGAGGGGAGGUAGCUCAAAAUAGCAUGUACAGUCCUUUAUGGAGUUGUUAUUAAACAGAAUGUGGUCUUG
Molecule: messenger RNA, 9248 nt
Organism: Lepidothrix coronata (blue-crowned manakin)
Lineage: Eukaryota; Metazoa; Chordata; Aves; Passeriformes; Pipridae
Gene: FAM131B
Product: family with sequence similarity 131 member B
Exons: 7
Coding region: 189-1343 (384 amino acids)
Source: RefSeq, a predicted model, not a curated record